Messenger RNA from Punica granatum (pomegranate), 3012 nucleotides. The record is from RefSeq and is a predicted model, not a curated record. Lineage: Eukaryota; Viridiplantae; Streptophyta; Magnoliopsida; Myrtales; Lythraceae.
CCCCUUCUGUUUCUCUCUCUAAACCUCCAUUGAUUUGCAGAGGUCUCCACGAAGGGAGAAGAAGAAGGAAAGAAGGAGACUGAGCCCUUUACUGGAAGCUCACCCGCUAUUCCAUAUCCGGGAAGAAGGGCGAAAAUGCGCCUUCUCGUCCUCCUCUUCCUCCUCCUCCACCUCCACAUCCACCUCUCCUCCGCCGCCGCCGCCGGCCACCUCCCGGAGCUCCGGGGACUCCUCUCGAUCAAGUCCUCCCUCGUCUUCGACCCCGUCUCGGAGCAGCCUCCCCUCGGCUGGUGGAACUCCUCCGUCUCCCACUGCCUCUGGUCCGGCGUCACCUGCAGCCCCCGCACCGGCCACGUGACCGCCCUCGACCUCUCCGGCCUUAACAUCUCCUGCCCUGUCCCGCCCCAGAUCUCCUCCCUCACCGCCCUCAGCUACCUCAACCUCUCCGACAACUUCUUCAACGAGUCCUUCCCCGCUCAGCUCGCCGUCCUCAAGAACCUCCAGGUCCUCGACCUCUACAACAACAAUAUGUCGGGACCACUCCCCUUCAUCGUGACCCAAAUGUCGGCCUUGCGCCACCUCCACCUCGGCGGGAACUUCUUCAACGGCAGCAUCCCGCCGGAGUACGGCCAGUGGGAGUUCCUGGAGUACCUCGGCGUGCAGGGGAACGAGCUCAGCGGGGCCAUUCCCCCCGAGAUCGGGAACUUGACGAAACUGAAGGAGCUCUAUGUUGGUUACAACAACAUCUACGAAGGUGGCCUGCCGCUGCAGAUUGGGAACUUGUUGGAGCUGGUCCGACUCGACGCAGCCAGCUGCGGGCUCUCAGGCGAGAUCCCCAUUGAGAUCGGGAAGCUUCAGAAGCUGGACACUCUGUUCCUCCACAUGAAUUCCCUCUCCGGUCCACUGACCCGUGAACUCGGCCAACUGAGCAGCCUCAAAUCGAUGGACCUCUCCGAAAACAUGCUCUCCGGGGAGAUACCGGAAUCGUUCUCGCAGCUAAAGAACCUGACUUUACUCUGCAUGUUCCGCAACAAGCUUCAUGGCUCGAUCCCCGACUUCAUCGGAGACCUGCCCCAGCUUGAGGUCUUGCAGUUGUGGGAAAAUAACUUCACGGGUAGCAUCCCUGUUGGGUUGGGAGAGAAUGGGAAGCUUCAAUUCCUCGACCUGUCUUCGAACAAAUUGACGGGCACUCUGCCUCCUGAUUUGUGCAUGUUUCGUGGGGUCAUUAAUGAAAUUCCCCUCCCUCCGCGGCUUAAAGUCUUAUCCCUCUCCAACAACCAAUUUUCUGGACAGUUGCCGAUAGUCUUCUUCCGAAAUUCAAAUGUUGAGUUGGUUGACUUAGCCAAUAACAAUUUUGACGGCCCACUUCCGAUUCCAUCGCCCAAUGUUUGGUUCUAUUCCGCUGCAAACAAUAAGUUUAGUGGAGAUAUUCCUCAUCAACUCUGCAACGCCACUCUGCUACGUGUGGUGAUCCUCUCCAAUAAUAGCUUGAAUGGCUCCAUUCCUCACUGUUUCAUAAAUUUAAGUGCAUCGGUGUUGGACCUCCGAGCAAAUAAGCUUGUUGGUCAUAUACCAGAUAUAUUUUUCUCGUGGAACAACUUGAGGACGAUUCAAUUGAGUCAAAAUCAACUUGAAGGUACUCUGCCGCGAUCUUUGGCGAAUUGUAAGAAUUUGGAAGUUUUGGAUCUCAGUGACAAUGAGUUGGAGGGUCGCUUCCCUAAUCGGUUGGGCACUCUUCCGAAUUUGCAGGUGCUCAACCUGAGAUCCAACAAGCUUCGUGGUCUGAUUAACAGCUCCAGGAAGAAUAAUCAUCCCUUCCCAAAGUUGCAUAUUUUUGACCUCUCUGACAACAGCUUUUGUGGUCAUCUUCCGGCUAAGUACAUUGCCAACUUCAUAGCCAUCAAAGAUGAAUCAAGAAGCAGUUUACAAUACAUGGGGGCAAAUGAUACUCACGCAACCUGGCCACCCUAUCAAGAUUCAGUCACGGUGGUCAUGAAAGGGUUCGCCAUUAAGUUGGUGAGAAUUCUGACUGUGUUUACGACCAUCGACUUCUCAAGGAACUUCUUCGGAGGAGAUAUCCCAGAGUUAAUAGGAGAUCUGAAGGCACUCAAGGGACUCAACUUUUCUCACAACAAUUUGACCGGAAAAAUCCCUUCUUCUGUGGGGAACUUGACGAAUCUUGAGUGGCUGGACCUCUCCUCGAACAAGCUCAACGGGGAGAUCCCUAGAGGAUUGGCGGAUCUGUCGUGGCUCUGCUGGUUGAAUCUCUCAGAUAACCAGUUCGUGGGACCAAUUCCUCAAAGCACGCAAUUUGACACAUUCGACCACUCCUUUGACGGGAAUCCUGGACUGUGUGGGCAUCCCCUGCCAAAAGCAUGUGGGGUCGACAACCCGCAAUCACCACCUCCGACAUCCCCAGAAGAUGGAGAAAAGAAGGCGCAAGGUGGGAACUGGAUCAAGUGGAAGGCAGUGGCAAUGGGCUAUGGAUGCGGAAUUUCAUUCGGGAUAUCAGCAGGGUACGUUAUGCUGGAAACCAGGAGGUCGAAAUGGCUGGUGAGAACAGUUGAGCGAUGGCUGGUGGGAAGAGACAGAAAGACAAAUAGGCCGAAGAAAAAAUGCGGCUCGAAGAAAUCACGCGAGGCACUUAUUCAUGACCGAUUUUGCACAUUAACAUGUGAUUUUAUAAGAAUGAAAAAGUGCGUAUAGUAUUUACUUUAAACAUUUUUUUUCUCAUUUCCAAAAACAAACACAAAUUAAUCAGGAGGAGCACCGGAGGCCAAUAAGAUUGAAAGAAGAGCAGCAAAAAACAGUGCGUGUGGAGGCCUCCGUCAACCAAGGGUUAUGGCAAUAUAUCAAUGAUCAAGUGGAAAGCUCACCUUCUUCAAUCCAUAAGCAUCUUCAUUUUUAUUUUAUUUUUUUGGGUUUUAAGUGAAAUGACAACAAUCGUGUAUUUUAUUUCUCCGUAGUAAAAUGAUGAAACAUAUGAAUGAGAUCAAUACUACUUGAAGCGUC